UACGCUGCUGUUAUAGAUACUUCACACAGAGAGUCAAAUACAGAGCCUCAAGGCUUCUACCAGGACUUCCAAGGUUUAUUAUUAACCAGUUUUCCGUAUUUUGCAUACUGCUGUUUUAGCCACAACUUAAUUCAGAUCAGAACUUUUUUAAUAGAUCUUUUUCUGUUAAAGUACACCAUUUACUCAGCCUCAAAAAUGAAGCUUUAGCAGCUUGAAGUGUCAGGCAGCAGGCAGAACCAGAGUAGUAGCAUUAAAUGUGAAUAAUACAUGGAGGAAAUUAGGAGUAUCCAUGGUGGAGGUGCAGCAGAGUGCAAGGUGCCAUGUUUGGGGACAACUGCUCUAACAUUCUGACCGUUGACACCAGUCCGACACCUCCGUCAGAAAUCAGUUGGGUCAGUUCCUCAGGCAGCAGCAGUGGACUACAGUACCCACAAUCCUCUGAUAGGAUGUUUCUGUGGGCAGGAAGUAAAACAGAUGGAAGAAAUGACCACAGAACCAUCUACAAUAAGGUCCGUGAAUAUGAUGUCCUGGACAAGAGGAAGACGGUGACGGCUCUGAGGGCAGGAGAGGACAGGGCCAUGCUGCUGGGCCUCAGCAUGGUGCUCCUCUCUGUCAUGAUGUACUUUGUCCUGGGAAUCACCGUCCUGCGUUCCUACUCUGACCGCGUAUGGAUCAACGAGACCACCUGCACCAUUGUGAACUCCAGCAUCGUGUGUGAUGUAAACUGUUCGUACAGCUGUGGAACGGAGUGCUGGAAGCAUUCCCGUUACCCCUGCCUCCAGGUCUAUGUGAGCCUCAACUCCUCGGGAAAAGUGAUACGACUGUUGCACAACGAGGAGACACAGGAAAGCAACCCAGAGUGCUUCUACAUCCCUAAGUGCCAGAAGGACUAUGCAGCCUCACAUGCAAUGGUUCAGAACAUUUCUGAGAGUCUCAAGUCUCAUCACACAGUCCAGUGUUUCGUGGACCCUACGGACAGAAUGGACUGCGCCAUCCUGACGCAGAUCUACAGUCUGGUCACAGUCUUAUAUUCCCUGUUCUGGCCUACCUUCACCUUGAUUGGGGGAACCAUCAUCAUAGCUAUGGUGAAGCUGACCCAGUCCCUGUCCAUCAUGUACGAGCGAAUAAGCCACAUUAAGAAGUGAAGGGUUGGAAUACAAAAAGUCCAAAAUGAAGUUCCUGUUAUAGACAAAUGGGUACAACUGAUAAAGCUUUGAUGGGCCAGACAGAAGACUGAGAUGUGGUCUGUCUUUGGCGUUCAUCAGUGACAAUCUAAACACUGCUGCAAGGGAAGCAUUCUUUUGUGGCGGGGUGGAAAUCAACAUUUAAAGAUAGACUAGUCCUGCUGUUGAAGCUCAAUUAACACUUUUACAACUAUCCUUUUAUAUUUAUUGUAUUGCUUUUAAACGUUAUUUUAUAAUUGCUAUUUCAUCAAAAAUACACAUAUGUGCUUUCUUUGUGGGGAUAAGAAGAAUGAUACCACUCUAGUAUCCAUCCAUGGAGAUGUAUCCAAUUAGCUUAGUUAGCACAGAAACUGGAAGGGAUGGAGGUCAAACAGCUGGCUUGGCUCUGUGCAAAAAUAACAAAAUCCCCGUACCAUCUCCUCUCAAGCUCAUUAACUAACACUGAAGUGAUGAUUGUUUAGUGCAGGCUAACUAUUUCCCUCUGUUACAAAUCUUUGUGCUUAGCUAACAGGCUACCAGUUGUAGCUUGAUAUUUAGCGUACAGACAGAUUUGUUCCAAUAUCCGCAGGUCUCUCUGAGGGAAACGGGCCCUGAUGAAGGCUGCUCAAGACAAAGGCAGCAGCUCAGAUGAGCCAGAGUCAAGCUCGUCAUCAAUCGCUGAGGACUCAGCAGGAGAAAUGUGCACAGAUGAUAAGCUACCCUCUACACAUCGUCCAACUGCUGAACGUCCAUGCAAGAGGACGACAGAUGACUAUGAUAUCACCUCCAAAAAUCUAUUGCAAUGUCAGGGGCACCCACUUGAAAAAAAAAGCGUUUUAUAGUGUCUGUCUUCGCUAUACAUAACUCAGGUUUUGGUUUUAAGGUCUCACACUCCCUUUUCUGGCCUACCUUCACCUUGAAGGGGGACCAAUAUCAUACCUAUGGAGAAGCUGACUCAGUCCCUGUCCAUCUUGUGCUAGCGUCUACGCCUAACUGACUAAUUAAUCAUCCGCAACAAUUGCGCCGAGACUGUAGGAUGAGUGAAUUAGUUUGGGUCCGUUGAUUUCCAAAACCUGCUGUUAUAUUAAAAAGUACGCUGAUGACUUUGCACCAAGUCUUUACUGACCAUUACUGUUGGCAACUCCUUGCAGAUUGAAGUUCGAGGAUGUUGUGGUGAAUUGACAGUGUCCUGUUGUCGAGGAACUCUCUGGAUGCAUUCUUUCUCUACGAUAUCUGCAUUUCUGUGUCCUAUCACUUGUGUCCACUCUAAAUGUAUACUAUCAAUAGACACAAAGUGCCUGUUACCUCUUGAUAAAUAAAUUUGACCCUUUAAUGAUUAUAUAUGUUGAGAUGACUGCACAGUUCAUUAUCUCGUCAUUUGGAUACUGUGAACUGUUUCAUGAUGAUUGAUAGUUUGACAAGCCCAGUGAUUGGCUGGAGAUUAUAUAGAAAUAUACCAUAUUGACUGAAUUUUGUCAUGCCCACUUUUUCAAAUUUCAAAUAUUACAAUAAAGACUUGUUAAAAACUGAA
This is a messenger RNA of Eleginops maclovinus (Patagonian blennie), 2694 nucleotides long. It is a transcript of the gene s100p, whose product is annotated as S100 calcium binding protein P. Bases 321 to 1145 code for a protein of 274 amino acids. NCBI's taxonomy places the organism in Eukaryota, Metazoa, Chordata, Actinopteri, Perciformes, Eleginopidae. Gene Ontology annotation, molecular function: calcium-activated potassium channel activity; potassium channel regulator activity. Gene Ontology annotation, cellular component: voltage-gated potassium channel complex; membrane. Gene Ontology annotation, biological process: detection of calcium ion; potassium ion transport. The record is from RefSeq and is a predicted model, not a curated record. The transcript has 5 exons.